Messenger RNA from Heterobilharzia americana, 1822 nucleotides. The record is from the annotation of a GenBank genome assembly. NCBI's taxonomy places the organism in Eukaryota, Metazoa, Platyhelminthes, Trematoda, Strigeidida, Schistosomatidae.
AUAUAAUUAUGAUGCUCUGAAGAUAGUGGUCACCACAAUAAUAUUUUGCAUGGUUACGGCAGAUAAUUCAAUGCUGAAAAAUAUGCUGUGACUUGUUGGAUGACCAAGAGAAGCUUUGUGCUACCCUGUUUUUAAUAUCAUCCUAAUAUAUUCUGACUGAACGAGGCAAAAAGCAAUUUCAGAAAUGUAUGUGAUUAUUGGUUGCUCUCAAGAAACGAGCUAGAGGUGUACCAGAAAAUCACUGCUCUUCGCAAGUCUAUCAGUUUCCAUCAGUUUUAGUUACUUCCAUUGGUGUUUUUAUCCGGUGAUCAUCUGUUGCUGAACUAGACACUGGUUGUCCAUUCUGAAUGAGUAAUUGCAAGAAGAAUCUUUUCAAGCGUCCCGAAGAGAAAGCUUCACUUGUUAGUUCACGUGAUUUGGGUAAGGCGCGUAACCUUCAUCGUUCGGUUUCAUGUUCAAAGGCAAACAUCUGUAGUGGAAAGUAUUUCAACUCAAUCACCAAACGACAAUCCUCUCCCAUAUCUGGAGCCAGUACAUCAGAUAUUCAUCUACUUAUUAAUGAUUCGACUGCUUCAGCAAUUUAUUCACGUAAUACAGAGCAUGACAGUUCAGAGGAUGUUUCGUUUAGUAUCGCUUCAUCAUCUUUGAUAGAUCUUAGAAAUACAGAAGGAUUCAGUACUACUUCAUAUGACGAGGUAUCACUUGCUGCUUACGCAAUAUGGACAGUGUAUCAACGUUACUUAUCAUGCUUCAUGGUGAAUAAAAUGGAGUCUGAACAUGUUGAAAUUGAAAACAUAUUAAAUCGUAUCAAAAGUACACGUAAAGAAAUAAUCCGCCUGCGCAAAGUAAAGGCAGAUUGGGAAAAUUGGUUUCACUCGGUGAGAGAUUUGCACAAUGAGUACGAUAUGCUUACCGACAUAGUUUGUAUGUUGGGUUUGUCUGAAGGUAAUUCUGAAGAUAAGCCGUCAGAUAAUCCUUUAAAUGGUCAGGAAUUCGGUCAGCAAGGAUUACUUCCUCAGCUUCAAGAAUUUACGCUUGCGAAAUUUGCUCCCAUCGUAAAUAGGAUACCUGUGGAAGGAAUAAACCUGAGUGGAUCAUUUGACAGCAAAAAUUUACAAUGCGAUCUACAGCAGCUUAGCGAACUUGCUUCUUCGUUUUCUAAUGUUAGUGAAGAAAAUAUAGUUGGAUUUGAAGUACUUGCAGAUGAAGUAAAUUGCGUGGCUGAUAAUAUAGAAACAGUCUAUCGCGAUAAUAUUAAACACUAUGAAAAAUUAUUCCAGUGUUUAAAAAGUUUUCUUCUUCAAGCAUCAUUGAUAUUUGAACGGAUCGAACGUGAAUGGAUGAAACAGAUAUAUUAACUACCUUUAUUUUAUCCUACAAUAAUUAACAUGAAACAAAAAACUUAGAUAAUUCCCACUGCUUUCUAUGCUUAAUUCAUUUCUGAUAACAUUCAAUCAAAGUAAACGUGUUUUUUUUCUCUCUAAAAACCACUUUGACUGUUCAUAAUAUUCUUCUGCAAAAUUUACAUGCAAAAUAUGAAUGUACUCAUUGGUAGAUAACAUGGGAAUAGAUAUGUAUUAAUUAUUGAUUGAAUAACUUGUCUACCAUGUUAUCUAUUUAUCAUUUGUAUAUAUCAGAUUUGUUUUCAAGCGUUAACUAUAUAACGAGAGUCUCAUGGCCUGAUAAUUUGACUGUGUUGCCUAGUAAUAGUGUUCUGGCUUUUCUUUCGAUGUGAUUUUGAUGUGUAUAAAAUUUGUAUAUAUGUUUUCUAGUACCUCAAAUAUUGUCUUAUAUCUAAAAUGAUGAAAGUAUUACUAAUCCG